Gadus macrocephalus (Pacific cod) is the source of this 2547-nucleotide messenger RNA. RefSeq names its product zinc-binding protein A33-like. Bases 591 to 2435 code for a protein of 614 amino acids. The record is from RefSeq and is a predicted model, not a curated record. Lineage: Eukaryota; Metazoa; Chordata; Actinopteri; Gadiformes; Gadidae. Gene Ontology annotation, molecular function: protein binding; zinc ion binding. The transcript has 13 exons.
ACAGUCAAACUAAAUCUAUUUGACACAGUGCUUCCUAUCCCUCUCUCACUCACACACCUGCCCUAGGAAUGUUCCCUUUCCUGUUGGUUUGCCGUAAGAAUGGAAAGCAUGUCCAUCAUGUCAAGUCAUCGGGCAUAAAAACCAAAUUGCCUUUAGGAACAGUUGUAUACCAAAUGGUUAUUGUUUUAAAAAAAUAUGAAUGAGUGCAGUGCCUGAAACACGUGCAUUAAAAAGCCACAGGAAUUUAUCUAGAGCAAGCUAUUCUAUAUCAAUAGGAUUCCUGAGGAAACAACAUAGUGUGACUUCUCAAUCUCUCAACGCUGCGCCUUGAUUCAAACUUGCCUGACAACUUUUUAUCUAUUUACCUUAUACAAGCGGUCAGCCAAUGCUAGUCUGCUCCCUGAUUUGACACACCCUCUACUGUGGGAUGGGAACUCAUGAACACACGCAUAAACAAGCAACACUCAGUCUUAAGACCCGUGGGGUUAGACUGUUUCAGGGUGGCUUGAGGAAAACAACUAUUCCGAUACACUCAGAGGAGAGACAUUUAACACUUAAGAUUAUCUCUAUAGUUCAAGGCAGCAGCUCAGAUGGCAGAGGCACCAACAGAUCCAAGCCUGGACAUUUUCUCGGAGCAAGAGUUGACCUGCUCUAUUUGCCUGGAUGUGUUCACCGACCCCGUCUCCACACCCUGCGGACAUAACUUCUGCCAGGCCUGCAUCGGGGGGUACUGGGCCUCCAGUCGUGUGUGCAGCUGUCCACUCUGCAAAAGACAGUUUGAUGAGCGGCCCCUCCUCAACAUCAACAGAGUGUUUGCCCUCAUCGCGGAUAAAUACAAGCACUCCCGCUACGGAACGCCGCUACAGAAGGGGCUGCCCACGGCCGCCGGCAGACAUGAAGAGCAAGCGGGGACGUGCGCCUACGCUGCCACUAACCCGUUUGCGCCACCGGACCCGGGCGCGCUGGUGAAUUGCGACAUUUGCACCGGGGUGAAGCGGGCGGCCGUGAGCUCGUGCCUCGUGUGCACGGCGGCCUACUGCGAUGAGCACGUGCAGCCGCAUCUGACGUCUGCGUUCUACGCCUCCCACAGCCUGCUGGACCCCCAGGAGGCGCUGCGUGGACGCACUUGCGCCGAACACAAGCACCUGCUGGAGGUGUACUGUAGGACGUGCCAGAGCUGUGUUUGUGGGAUCUGUGUCUUGGGGGAGCAUCGCACUCACCAGACGGUCUCCGUUCAGACAGAGAGACUUCACAAACAGAAACUGUUAUCCAGGUCCGAGUUGGAGAUAGUGAACCGCAUUGAGGGGAAGAAUCUUCGUCUUAUGGGGCUGAAACAGCAGCUCCAUGUCGUCACGAACUACGCCAACGGAGAACAGGCAGAGGUGGAGCAGCUCCUCUCUGAGCUGUCCGAGUCCAUGGAGAGCAUCCGGGCACUCCUGCUUGGCAGGAUGCAGACCAAGAGGGACGCCGUGGUGACCCACGGGGAGGGGCUGGUGAGCCGCUUGGAGGCGGAGCUAGGCCAGCUGGUGGAGAGGAGGGCCCUGAUGGACACCCAGGCCACCAGCCAAGACCACAUUAGAUUCCUACAGAAUUUCGACCAGACCAUGGCUCCUCUGGCCGCGGCCUCGGACCCGCAGGCCGAGGCGGAGUCCAAGCUUUCGCUGCACUUCAACCUGACGGACAUCAAAAGCGCCCUGACGGACGUGAGGGAGAGGAUGGACGAGAUCCGCACGGGGAACACCCGCUCCAGAGGCUCUUUGGGAUCCAUCUCCUCCGGGGAGAGGGAUAUGAGUGACGGAAUGUCCAGCUAUAGAGGAAGCAACUCAAGUCUGCGGGCCAGCCAGUGGUCUCUGAAAGAUGUGAAGAAGAUUAAGGCCGGAGCAGGCCUCAGAAAGAUCCUACCCUACAUGGAGGAUGUGACGCUGAACCCAGUGACGGCGUACCCCUUCCUAGUGCUCUCUGAAGACCGGAAGCAGGUGAAGAGGGGGGAGAAGCUACAGUUCUAUAGGAACAGCCAGCAACGCUUUGACAUCUGGUCCUGCAUUCUCGCCAAGGAGGGCUACGACACUGGACGCCACUACUGGGAGGUGAGCGUUGGGGACGGUAAGGACUGGAAACUGGGGGUUGUUUCCGAGUCUGCCCAGAGGAAGGGCCUGUUUGACAUGAGUCCCUCCAGUGGCUACUACGCCCUUUGGUGGAGCGGAAGUCAACUCCGUGCCCUCACAACUCCUCCACUCAUGAAGGUGAAAAUAUCGUCCAAGUUACGCAAGGUGGGAGUGUUCCUGAGUUUGGAGGAGGGCCAGGUGUCCUUCUACAAUACCAAGACGGGCUCGGAACUCUACACCUUCAGGGGGUCAGAGUUCACCGAAAGGAUGUACCCGUUGCUAGGCACGGGCGAUAAGGAAGUCCCUCUGGUGCUCUUAACCGUCCAAUGAAAUAAGGGCCAAGUUGUUGCGGGGGGUUAUAUUUCUUCUUUUAAGGUUGGCUGACCAAGCGGCUUUGAUAUGUCCUUCAGUGAAUAAAACAAUAAAGACAAGUUUGAAGGUU